Messenger RNA from Labeo rohita (rohu), 1194 nucleotides. It is a transcript of the gene srsf5a, whose product is annotated as serine and arginine rich splicing factor 5a. Gene Ontology annotation, molecular function: mRNA binding. The record is from RefSeq and is a predicted model, not a curated record. Lineage: Eukaryota; Metazoa; Chordata; Actinopteri; Cypriniformes; Cyprinidae. The transcript is spliced from 6 exons. Gene Ontology annotation, cellular component: cytoplasm; ribonucleoprotein complex; nucleus. Bases 176 to 577 code for a protein of 133 amino acids.
GAAAUAACCAUUCUCAAUAUGUGUACGUACUCAUGCACGAGCCUCGCCUGCCAUUACCCUCCCCCCUUCGCGUGAACGCGUAUAUAAAUACCUCACCGCGCGGCCGCGUUCCACACUCUCGAGAUCAACGCCAUUUUGUCCUGUAAGCAGAGAUUUCCUUGAAUAUUUCAUCACCAUGAGUGGAUGUCGUGUGUUUAUCGGCCGUCUGAGCCCUCAUGCUCGUGAAAGAGACGUGGAGAAGUUCUUCAAAGGCUAUGGACGCAUUCGGGAGAUUAACCUGAAAAACGGGUUUGGCUUUGUGGAGUUUGACGAUCACAGGGACGCCGAUGAUGCAGUGUAUGAGCUGAAUGGAAAAGAGCUGUGCAGUGAGAGGGUAACCAUUGAGCAUGCACGCUCUCGCAGAGGAAGAGGUGGCGGCCCAGGAAUGGGAGGACGUUUCUCUCCACGCUUUGGAGGGUAUCGUAAAUCCCGCAGUGGGGGUUCCAGGUAUGGACCACCCGUGCGCACGGAACACAGAAUCAUUGUGGAGAAUCUUUCCUCUCGCAUCAGCUGGCAGCUGUGCUCUGGUAUUCUUUAAUUGGAGUUGCAUGCACAGCCUCCGAGGUGCAUAGCGCCCUCCCCUGGUUGUGUUCUGAGUAGUGUCCCUGUGGUGCCUCACCCGACACGCAGUGUCUGCCGGUCUAAGUCUUGGCUGGGUCCGUAGCGCCAGACAGAGCCGUAGCACAGGAUAGCCUUAUAGGAGCUGGGUAGCUGCUCUCUGGAGGGUCUGUGAUGUCAGAUCUGCUCCAUCCCCCCCCCGAUCUGCUGUUUGGGUCUUAUUCUGUUGGUGCUGAAGCGGGGAGGGGUGCAGGGUUUUGGCCCCUCCCCCAUCCUCUCUCUCUCUCUGGUGGGGUCCGUACUUACGGAGGCCGGAUGGGUCGAGUCCGAGGUCGUUUUAACGCUUCGUUGCUUCCGUUUGCUAUUUGGACAAGUGGCUCUUUGCUAAUGCCUUCUGUGGUUUGGAACGGUAAGUAGCUCAUCACACUGGAUAGUCACAUGGUAAAGAGGGUUCUGUCACUUUAAAUCUGGAGUUAUGUGUAAAUGGAGAAAGACUGCCGGUAGGAAGUUUUGAGAUUUGCACAAAAUCUAAAUAACAAAAUGAGAACCUGUUCUCAGGGACUAGAUGUAGUCAGGCGUGUCUCCAUCUGAGGGCUU